Molecule: messenger RNA, 833 nt
Organism: Dreissena polymorpha
Lineage: Eukaryota; Metazoa; Mollusca; Bivalvia; Myida; Dreissenidae
Product: mediator of RNA polymerase II transcription subunit 15-like
Exons: 7
Coding region: 51-833 (260 amino acids)
Biological process (GO): regulation of DNA-templated transcription
Molecular function (GO): transcription coregulator activity
Source: RefSeq, a predicted model, not a curated record
GAUUGCGCAGUAAAUCUAUUCGUUGACUCUUAAACAGCAAAACUUUUAAAAUGGCUGAACAAGGCGAUUGGCGAAGCGAAGCAUUUCGCAGAAAAGUUGUGAUACAGAUUGAAGAAGCUAUACGCAAUUCCAACACUCACAUGAGUAAAACCAGUGCAGAAAUGGAGAACCAUGUGUUUAACAAAGCAAAAUCCAGGGAUGAGUAUUUGGCCCUGGUUGCAAGACUGAUUCUGCAUGUAAAAGAUUAUAAUAACCAGAAGCAGAAGAUGGCUAACAUGAGUGUCCCAAUGCAGAGCACGUCGGGAGCAAGUCUGGGUCAACAGAUGCCGGUAGGGGGCGCAAUGCAGGGGCAGCUUGUAUCAGACCCAAUAGGGGCCCUCACCAACAUGACCUUUAACCCACCCACCAUGCAGGGGCAGCAGGCACCAAUGGCCAUGGGUGUUGUAUCUGGUCAAACACAACAACUGCAGCAGCAACAACAGCAGCAGCAACAACAACAAAUGCAGCUUCAGCAGCAGCGACAGCAAGCUAUGAUGCAGCUGCAGCAGAACAGGAUGAAUGCUCAGCAGCAGCAGCAGCAACAACAACAACAACAACCAUUACAGCAGCAGCUUCAGCAGCAAUCACUGCAGCAACAGCAGUCUCAAAGUAUGCAGAUAAGGCCCCAUUUGACACGGCAGGAUGCUUUCAUGGUCACCACUGUACAGAGUGUUCAGCAGUCAACAGUGCCACAGAAUUCCCAGCCCACCACACAAAUGUCCAUUGGACACUCCUCAUUGGGAGGACUUAUUCACCCCUCCCCUGUGGGGCUGGCUAUGCAGGUAACACCCUGA